AUGCGCAUGCGCUCUGAAGACCUACAGCGGCGCGCAGGCGCAAGCCUGCUGGGGCGCAUGCGCAGGGGCCGUGCAGCCGUUGGCGCGCGAGGCCGGCUGGGCGGCGGGCUGAGGGAUGCCGCGGCUCCUCUGCGUGUCCACAAAAGAAGAGCCAGAAGGCUGUGCGGCCGGCACCUACUGAAAGGAAUAGUCAAACUCUGUGGGGAUGCUGACUGGAACCACUUCGACCAGAACAGCCUCGUGAAAAACCAGCUGGACCUCCAGGCCAUGAGGAAGCUUCAAAGCUUCAUCCGGGAGCUGCCGGAAAACUCCCGGAUCCAGGGGAGAGGCACGAACGGAGAAGCUUUUCUCUUCUCUACUACUGCCUCCCAGGAAGCAGCAACAAACAAUCUGGAGAUGCAGUCACCUCCUGAGUAUCAGUAUAAUAAGGACAACUUGCUACCUAAUACGACAAGUGAACUUGCCUCAUCACAAGAUAUCAGUUCAUAUGUUCAAGAGAUUAUAGAAUUUCAGAACCAAAAUACAAAUAAAGUUAAAACCUUAAGGAAAUUGUUUUGGGGGAAUCAUCCCCAAAGAAUACGGAGAGGAUACUCAGAAAAGUGUUGUCGUAAAGGAUGUACAGAAGAAGAACUUAUAAUUGCAUGCCUUCCAUAUAUUCAUUUUUAAAACUUAAAGCAAGAGGAGCACCAAUUGUGA
Messenger RNA from Miniopterus natalensis, 696 nucleotides. Lineage: Eukaryota; Metazoa; Chordata; Mammalia; Chiroptera; Miniopteridae. The record is from RefSeq and is a predicted model, not a curated record.